Molecule: messenger RNA, 290 nt
Organism: Rotaria socialis
Lineage: Eukaryota; Metazoa; Rotifera; Eurotatoria; Philodinida; Philodinidae
Source: the annotation of a GenBank genome assembly
AUGGGCAUGUUCAGAGUAGUCACGUUAAUUCUUCUACUUUCUCUUUCAUGCAGCGAUGGAGUACCUCGCUUCGCUAAUUAUCUGCAAGAUCACAUGGUACUACAACGAGCUCCACAAAGAGCUGUUAUUUGGGGAUUUGGAGAUGGAACCAAAUUAACCACACUUCGACUCAACGAUAAAAUCUAUACAACCGUUAGCCGAAAAGAACGAGCAAAUAACUUAGGCGAAAGUAUUUGGUCAGUAACACUUGAUCCAGUUUCCGAUGAAGGCCCGCCGAUACUUUGUGACAC